Hirsutella rhossiliensis is the source of this 579-nucleotide messenger RNA. RefSeq names its product tc5 transposase DNA-binding domain-containing protein. NCBI's taxonomy places the organism in Eukaryota, Fungi, Ascomycota, Sordariomycetes, Hypocreales, Ophiocordycipitaceae. Bases 1 to 579 code for a protein of 192 amino acids. Gene Ontology annotation, cellular component: nucleus. Gene Ontology annotation, molecular function: DNA binding. The transcript has a single exon. The record is from RefSeq and is a predicted model, not a curated record.
AUGGCAAGACAAACCGAGCACUAUGACGGCAACGGGAGACCAAUCGGUUCCACGCGAAGAACGGGUCCUGCUCGCCGUCAGGGCCUAUCAGCAGGGCCAAUUCAAAAGUACCCGCAAGGCUGCGGCCGCAUACGACGUCCUCAAUCGACAGUAUCUGAUCGACUGCGCGGUGUCAUUCGCCGACGCGACGCUCAGAUGAACAACCUGAAGUUGACGGCGACGGAAGAGACUGCCCUGGUACAAUGGAUCUUGUCGAUGGACGAGCGAGGGAUGCCGCCGACAGUGGCUUACACUCGUCGGAUGGCCAACUUAUUGCUUUCCGAGCGAGGCAAAGAUCCUGUCGGGGAAAACUGGGUGCGGAAGUUUGUUGGCCGCCACGGCGAAAUCAAGGCAAAGUACUCUCGCCGAUACGACUACCAACGAGCCAAAUGCGAAGACCCCCAAAAGAUCCAAGGAUGGUACGAUCGAGUCGCGGCGACGAAACAGAAAUGGGGGAUUCUUGACGAGGAUGUCUAUAACUUUGAUGAGACGGGGUUUCAAAUGGGAGUCGCUGCAACGGCGAGUCCUUACCCGGUCUGA